This is a messenger RNA of Saitoella complicata NRRL Y-17804, 1140 nucleotides long. Its product is annotated as glycoside hydrolase. Lineage: Eukaryota; Fungi; Ascomycota; Saitoellomycetes; Saitoellales; Saitoellaceae. The record is from RefSeq and is a predicted model, not a curated record. Gene Ontology annotation, cellular component: fungal-type cell wall; extracellular region; cell surface. The coding region runs from base 1 to 1140 and encodes 379 amino acids. The transcript is spliced from 2 exons. Gene Ontology annotation, biological process: carbohydrate metabolic process; cell wall organization. Gene Ontology annotation, molecular function: glucan endo-1,3-beta-D-glucosidase activity; 1,3-beta-glucanosyltransferase activity.
AUGUACGCCCGUGGUCUUGCUACCAUUGCCGCCUUCUUGGCCCUCUCUCAGGCUGCUGUCGCUCAGCCCCUCGCCCGCCGCGGUCACGCUCACCACCGUCGCCAGGAUGCUGACGUCGUUUACGUGACUGAGACUGUCUACGCUACCGCUACUGCUGGUGCUGCCACUCAGGCUGUCACCACCACCGCUGUCGUUCAGGCUGCUGUUCAGGAGGCCGUCCAGACCGCUGCCGCUGUUGUCGCUGAUGUGACCUCCGCCGCUGCUGAGGUUGUCUCCUCCGUCACCUCUGCUGCCGCUGCCAUUGUUGACACCUCCUCCUCCUCCACCUCUGCGGCUGCUGCUUCUUCCUCUGCCGCUGCCUCCUCCUCCGGUAAGGGUGUCACUUACUCUCCCUACACCUCCUCCGGUGGCUGCAAGGACUCCUCUGCCGUUGCUUCUGACAUCUCUGUCAUCGCCGGCAAGGGUUUUAGCUUCAUCCGUAUCUACGGUACCGACUGCGCCCAGCUCGACACCGUUCUCCCCGCCGCUGUCUCCAACAACUUGAAGGUCUUCGUCGGUGUCUACGACUACGCCAACACCGACUCUGAGGUCCAGAAGAUUAUCAGCGCUGUUGCGUCUUACUCUUCCUGGGACAACAUCCACACCGUUUCCAUCGGUAACGAGGUUGUCAACUCUGGUCAGGCUGACGCUUCCACCAUGGCUGGUUACGUCAACUCUGCCCGUUCUGCUCUCCGCUCUGCUGGCUUCACUGGUCCCGUCGUCACCGUCGACACCUUUGUUGCCAUCAUUGCCAACCCCGCUCUUUGCGCUGCCUCUGACUACGUUGCUGCCAACUGCCACCCCUUCUUCGACGGUGGUGUUACAGCAGACGGAUCUGGUGCUUUCGUUGCUGAUCAGAUCGCUCGCCUCCAGGCCGCUUGCGGUUCUGACAAGACUGUCUUGAUCACUGAGACCGGAUGGCCCACUCAGGGUGACAGCAACGGUGUUGCUGUUCCCUCCGCUGCCAACCAGGCUACUGCUGUUUCUUCCAUCUUGUCGUCCGUCGGUGAGGACAUCAUCUUGUUCACUGCCUUCAACGACUUGUGGAAGGCCCCUGGAUACCUCAACGUUGAGCAGUACUGGGGUAUGUACACCGCCUAA